Penicillium daleae is the source of this 675-nucleotide messenger RNA. RefSeq lists its product as uncharacterized. The annotation marks the transcript as partial. The transcript is spliced from 2 exons. The record is from RefSeq and is a predicted model, not a curated record. NCBI's taxonomy places the organism in Eukaryota, Fungi, Ascomycota, Eurotiomycetes, Eurotiales, Aspergillaceae. Gene Ontology annotation, cellular component: nucleus; cytoplasm.
CAUGGUCAAUCCGCAGACAUUUUCAAGCCGAAAACUCGGUAUGUGCGAGAGAUCUUCCACAGUCUGUCAGAGGAAGUGGAGUUUGAGUUUGAAUUCCUGUCUGGAUUUUGGCCAGCCUAUCCCGAUAAUGACAAGAUCUCUUACCAGCGGGUUUGGGGUUAUGGUGAGCCUGAACACGAUGAAAUACGGGGCUUGCAGAGGUCCAUUGAGUAUAUUCUUGAUACAAUCGAAGAAAAAGGCCCUUUUAGCGGCAUAAUUGGAUUUUCCUCUGGUGCCGCUAUGACUGCCAUCAUCACGUCGCUUCUGGAAAAGAGAGAUAGAAUUAAUGGAUUUCCAUUGAUGGUGAACCACCCAAAACUAAUAUUUGCCAUAUGCCUUAGUGGAUUCAAGCUGGAAAAUAUGUGCUAUAAAGCUUUCUACUCGCCAAAGAUCGCGACCCCAACUUUCCACACUAUAGGCCUUUCAGAUGCAACGAUUUCUCCAGAUCAAACAAAAAGGCUUGCACGGCAAUGCAAGAGCCCAUGGCUCUAUCAGUACAGUGGGGGCCACUAUGUACCGCAAACUAAAGAGUAUGUGGAGCUUUACAGUUGUCUUGCUGGAUUUCUUCGAGAAGUAAUGGGGGUUUCAAGCGAUGACUCCGAAGAGUGGAUCGAUGUAGAGAGCAAUCCCUUAUAA